GGGAUUUGGCGCCCCCCUCCUGUGUUCAGCCUAUAUAAGGCAGGCAGUCCCGGCUCUCGGUACACGCGCUUCAACUUCGGUUGGUGUGUGUCGAAGAAACCUGACUGCGACCUGAGGAGAACACCGGAGAAGGUCCACCGAGCCUCGCAAAAGGUCCGCUGAGCGGGCUCGCGUCCGGAGCCACUCCGGGCUGCCGAGCACCCAGUGGAACCCACGCCGGCUCAGGUGUGGGACCUCGUCCUGCGCGGCUUCGCAGAGGAGUCCUCGCGUGGUGAGUAUGCGAAAUAAGCGGAUUUUGAAAACAAAGAGAAGAAGGGGUGCAAGAGGGGGCCAGGAUCCAGGCCUCCAUCCCCACAUCAGUGAAGCUACAGCCGGGAGGUAUCCUCCCACCACAACCGUCACCCUGGGUCCCGCAGGUCCAGCCGACUGCCCCCCUCCUCCUCCUCCCCCUCCCCCCAACAACAACAACAACAACUCCAAGCACAGUGGCCACAGGAGCCCCUGCGUGCCCAACAUGACCGAACGCCGCAGGGACGAGCUCUCUGAAGAGAUCAACAACCUCAGAGAGAAGGUCAUCAGGCAGUCCGCGGAGAACAACAACCUGCAGAGCCAGGUGCAGAAGCUCACAGAGGAGAACACCACCCUUCGCGAGCAAGUGGAGCCCAUCCCCGAGGAGGAGGAAGACGACAUUGAGCUCCAGGGAGCUGCAGCUGCUGCUGCCCCACCCCCUCCGAUCGAGGAAGAGUGCCCAGAAGAUCUUCCCGAGAAGUUUGAUGGCAACCCAGACAUGCUGGCUCCUUUCAUGUCCCAGUGCCAGGUUUUCAUGGAAAAGAGCACCAGAGAUUUCUCCAUUGAUCGCGUCCGCGUCUGCUUCGUGACAAGCAUGAUGACCGGCCGUGCUGCCCGCUGGGCCUCAGCUAAGCUGGAGCGAUCCCAUUACCUGAUGCACAACUACCCCGCCUUCAUGAUGGAAAUGAAGCAUGUCUUUGAAGACCCUCAGAGGCGAGAGGCUGCUAAACGCAAGAUCAGACGGCUGCGCCAAGGCAUGGGUUCUGUCAUCGACUACUCCAACGCUUUCCAGAUGAUUGCCCAGGACCUGGAUUGGAACGAGCCCGCGCUGAUUGACCAGUUCCACGAGGGCCUCAGUGACCACAUCCAGGAGGAGCUCUCCCACCUCGAGGUCGCCAAGUCGCUGUCCGCCCUGAUCGGUCAGUGCAUUCACAUUGAGAGAAGGCUGGCCAGGGCUGCUGCUGCUCGCAAGCCCCGCUCUCCGCCCCGGGCGCUGGUGAUGCCGCACGUUGCAAACCCCCACCAGGUGGAUCCCACGGAGCCUGUGGGAGGAGCCCGCAUGCGCCUGACCCAGGAAGAAAAGGAGAGACGCCGAAAGCUGAACCUGUGCCUCUACUGCGGAAACGGAGGUCACUAUGCCGACAACUGUCCUGCCAAGGCCAACAAGUCUUCGCCGGCGGGAAACUCCCCGGCCCCGCUGUAGAGGGACCUUCAGCGACCGGGCCAGAAAUAAUAAGGUCCCCACAAGAUGAUGUCUCUUCAUCUGCGCACUUACAAGUGAUGCUCCAGAUUCAUCUUCCGGGCAGACACACCCUGUUUGUCCGAGCCAUGAUCGAUUCUGGUGCUUCUGGCAACUUCAUUGAUCACGAAUACGUCGCUCAAAAUGGAAUUCCUCUAAGAAUCAAGGACUGGCCAAUGCUCGUGGAAGCAAUUGAUGGGCGCCCCAUAGCAUCGGGCCCUAUCGUCCACGAAACUCACGACAUGAUAGUUGACCUGGGAGAUCACCGUGAAGUGCUGUCAUUUGAUGUGACUCAGUCUCCAUUCUUCCCCAUCGUCCUAGGGGUACGCUGGCUGAGUCUGCAUGACCCCAGCAUCACAUGGAGCACUCGAUCUAUCGUCUUUGAUUCCGACUAUUGUCGCUACCACUGCCGGAUGUAUUCUCCAAUACCACCAUCGCUCCCACCAGCAGCACCACAUCCGUCACUCUACUAUCCAGUAGAUGGGUACAGAGUUUACCAACCAGUGAGGUAUUACUAUGUCCAGAAUGUGUACACUCCAGUAGAUGACCACGUCUACCCAGAUCACCGCCUGGUAGACCCCAACAUUGAAAUGAUACCUGGAGCACACAGCAUUCCCAGCGGACAUGUGUACUCACUGUCCGAAUCUGAAAUGGCAGCUCUCCGAGAUUUUGUGGCCAGAAAUGUAAAAGAUGGGCUGAUUACUCCAACAAUUGCACCCAAUGGAGCACAGGUUCUCCAAGUGAAGAGGGGGUGGAAAUUGCAAGUUUCUUAUGAUUGCAGAGCUCCAAACAAUUUCACUAUCCAGAAUGAGUAUCCUCGUCUGUCUAUUCCAAAUUUAGAAGACCAAGCUCAUCUGGCAACCUACACUGAAUUUGUACCUCAAGUACCUGGAUAUCAGACAUACCCACCGUAUACCACGUACCCGACCUACCCAGUAGGCUUCGCCUGGUACCCAGUGGGACGAGAUGGGCAAGGAAGAUCUCUCUACGUACCUGUUAUGAUCACCUGGAAUCCACACUGGUACCGCCAGCCU
This is a messenger RNA of Otolemur garnettii (small-eared galago), 2562 nucleotides long. RefSeq names its product paternally expressed 10 (gene PEG10). The transcript is spliced from 2 exons. Gene Ontology annotation, cellular component: cytosol. NCBI's taxonomy places the organism in Eukaryota, Metazoa, Chordata, Mammalia, Primates, Galagidae. The record is from RefSeq and is marked validated. The coding region runs from base 278 to 1492 and encodes 404 amino acids. Gene Ontology annotation, molecular function: nucleic acid binding; zinc ion binding.